Molecule: messenger RNA, 1760 nt
Organism: Xyrauchen texanus (razorback sucker)
Lineage: Eukaryota; Metazoa; Chordata; Actinopteri; Cypriniformes; Catostomidae
Product: tubulin polymerization-promoting protein family member 3-like
Exons: 4
Coding region: 686-1231 (181 amino acids)
Biological process (GO): microtubule polymerization; microtubule bundle formation; positive regulation of protein polymerization
Cellular component (GO): microtubule
Molecular function (GO): tubulin binding
Source: RefSeq, a predicted model, not a curated record
UAAAAAACAUAGUGAAUGGAAAAAUGCAUGAAUACUACAUUCUACAUUACUACAUUCAAUGUUAUAGAAAAGAAUCUUCAUGACAGAAAUUCACAAAUACAUAUGAAAAAAGAUACAAUUUGAGACCAGAAACGUAACAUGUAACUGUAAAAGUAAAAAUCAAAUAAAAAACUAACUACAACAUGUUUGUAAGAAUGAUGUGAAUUAUGAACUAGGUUAAGUAUUUAAUAGGGCUGUCACGUGACAAAAGAACGAAGGACUCAGACUCGAAAGAUGAACUAAUCAUUUCUGUCUCUGCAUAGUGCUAUGGGUUUGUGAGUCUGACUUGAAGAACGAACGACUCGAACCGAAGAGACGAACUAAUCAUUUCUCUUUCCGGUACUGACAGCAUAGUCUCUAUGGGACUGACAGGAAGAACGAAAGACUCGGACCCGGCCGAACCCAAACCCGAAGACUCGAGAGUCGAGACUUGAACUAAUCAUUUAUCUUUCCGGAUCCGGACCGGUAUGCUGCAUGUGCAUGCAGUCAGUGAGUGCAUUGGCUGCUGUGUCACACCACAUGGCCCACACACAGACACUGACGAGUCGACAUCGACAACUAAGUAUUUUUAACGUUUUGAAGUUCGAACCCGAUGACACAAGAGGCGGAGAAAAAGGAGAUACAGCAUAAAGUAUAAUCUGUAGGUAUGGCUGAGAGUUCAGGCGAGGUAACACUGGCAGAUGUUGAGACAGCAUUUCGUAAAUUUGCGGUUCACGGAGACACCAAGGCAACAGGGAAGGAGAUGAAUGGGAAAAAUUUUGUUAAGCUGUGUAAGGACUGCAAGGUCAUCGACGGGAAAAAUGUAACCAGCACGGAUGUGGACAUUGUCUUCAGCAAAGUCAAGGCUAAGACAGCACGUGUCAUCACGUUUGAGCAGUUCACUCCAGCCAUGUCUGAGUUGGCUUCAAAACGAUUUAAAGGGAAAAGCCAGGAGGAGGCAGUACAGCUUCUCUAUGGUCUCAUUGCUGGCAAAAAGCCAGACAACAUUGGUGUCACUAUAGUGGCAAAAGCCUCAGCUGUGGACAGGUUAACGGACAGCAGUAAGUACACUGGUUCUCACAAGGAGCGCUUUGAUCCAUCAGGAAAAGGAAAGGGCCGUGUGGGGAGGGAAGACAUCCCGGAUACCAGUGGAUACGUCUCGGCAUACAAAGGACAAGAAACUUACGACAGCAAAGUUAAAGAGGAUGAAUAAGAGAGAGAUGGAUGAAAUGAGAAAUGUCCUUUAUACAUGAUAUAAUGUGUAUGUCUGAAAUAUUUCAUAUUUUAUUUAACAGCUAGGCCUUAGCUCUCCAGCUAAAAAAAAUCUCUUGCUAAAACCUUGCAUGAAAACCUCUCACAAACUUGUGUUUGCACUGAAUUACACCUACAACUACUUUGAAAUUGAUUUAGAUUUAAAAUUACUGUCUCUACAUUUCAUACCAUUAUAAAAAAGCUAUCUUAGCAAUAUGCCUGUCUAUUCCUGCUAGUUACUUCCAAAGAGAUAUACAAAUUUGUUUUCUGUCAUACAUUCAGCAAAUAAAGUAGCUUUUCUUGGUAAAAAAUUAAUAAAAACAACAACAACAACAUUGCCAUUGAGCUGUUAAAGAUGAGUUCAGACAUUCACCAGUCUGUAGUAAUGUGACUUAAUUUUCAUGAGUUAACUAGCACUUUUGCCUUUGACAUGUUUGACUUUCUCAAAAUGAAUACGCCAUUUCAAUUUUAAACUACCAAAUAAAAAUAGA